Oikopleura dioica is the source of this 1035-nucleotide messenger RNA. Lineage: Eukaryota; Metazoa; Chordata; Appendicularia; Copelata; Oikopleuridae. The record is from the annotation of a GenBank genome assembly.
AUGCGCCCCUUCUCCCGAACUCCGCGAAAAAGCUCACGUGACUCCGCGAAUCCACAUGCUUUCCGCUCUAGAACCGUUUCCGUCGCCUCCACUGGCUCUUCAGACAGCAGUGGCAAACACAACUCGCUCUACAAAACGGAGCUGUGCCGGAGCUACGAAGAAACGGGCAAUUGCCGCUACGGCAAAAAGUGCCAGUUUGCCCACUCGCUCAAGGAGAUUCGCGUCCUCAACCGCCACCCAAAGUACAAGACGGAAAUGUGCAAGAGCUUCCACACGAACGGGUACUGCCCUUACGGCGCGCGCUGCCACUUCAUCCACAAUCCCGAGGACGAACUGCUCGGCAGCGAGUACCAAGGCGGCGCGAACAGCUCCAACUCCUCGACCUCCGGCGCCAACUCGGACGAGCUCGCCAUCGACAAAUCCCUCGGCGCGCUCAGCCUCAAGGUAGAAGAAUGGCCCUUGCCUGGAAACGAAGUGGCCAGCAGCGGUUCCUGCUCCAGCUCGGAUCAGCUGAUCCAUUCGAUCAGCAGCUCAACCUCGGCAAACAGCAUUUCCACGAACACCUGGUCGACCAGGAUCGCCAAAAUGGCCAAGGAGAGUUCGAUGGUGGCUCCUCCUCCUCCUCCUUCUUCAAAAUACCCGGAACCAGCGUUCGGGAGCCAAUUCGUAGAGCGCUCUUCGCCGCCGACUCCGUGGACUUCAGCGAUGUACUCGCCCAAGCGACCGUUCGGCAGCAGCUGCCAGUUCGGCUCGAUCGGCUCCGGCGUCAGCUCCGACCGCGAGUGCUCCAGCUCGCCCGAGGUCGACCCCAAGUUUGACACGGCCUACGAGCCCUUCGCGCCGGUGGAGCCAGUGCCGCGCCUCGAGCUGCCCAAGUUCGAGCCCCCAAUCUCCAGCAGCUACUCUUUCAACAAUCAAGAACUCAACAAUUCAAGCUCCAACUCCUCAAAUUGCUCCUGGUUCUUCGAAAGCGAACCAGACGGAAUCUUCCAAGCGCCUCGACUGCCAGUCUUCCAGUCUCUCCACGACUUCUAA